AUGGAUGAUGAGGUGCAGGAGACUCCAAAUGUCGGUGCUCUUCCCACGAAGGCCCCCAAGGUCAUGAAUUGGACUCCGCCUAUGUCUGCGUUGAUGUUGAAAGGCAUUUCAGAGGUGCCGGCAAGAGGUGCCAAGACUGACAAAGGGUUCAAUGAGGUAAGUGUCUUCAGAGAAGAAAUUCUCCAACUUGCUGGGAUUGCUUGUCAUGAAGAGGAGGGAAAAUCGCAGACAGAGCUACUGGAGAAGCUCAAAACAUGUAACAAGAUUAUGCUAGUUGAACUGUGCCGCUCAUUUGAUGUCCCUGGUUCAACAAGCACUAAGAAGGAUGAAUUAGUGACAAUAGUGAUGGAGUUCUUGAUGGAACACUGUUCUGGUAUUAUUUACACAGAUCCUGAUAAGGCUCAACUUAGCGGUCAGAAAUUUAAGAAAAGAAAGCGCAAGAAGAAUGAAGCAAAUCUAUCUGGUGGUGAACCUUCCAAGAAAAGGAAACCAGAUGGAACUCUACUGGAAAUUCGUAGUCAAGAGGAAGCAGAUGGGAGAAAAGCUGUAGAAGAUAGAACAAACCAUUCCGAGUUCUUCUCGAGGGAUAACAAGACAGGACAAUUUGCGAAGGAACAAGCUAAACCUGGGCCUUUUGAAGGGGUAAAUGACUCCGCGUUGGGGAAAUUAGCUGUACUUCCGCUCCCAGGAGUACCGUUUCCUACAGAUGAACAAACGCUAAUCACAACACCAUCUGCAAAGUUAGUUAGCAAUGUUGAGAAUGAUGACACGGAUAUGGUGGCUUCAACGAAGAAAAACAUUUCUCUUACCAAGAAAAAGGCAAUCCAAAACACAGAUUCCAAGGAGAAAUCUGGUGGUAAAAUUAUGUCUAGAGGAGAUGCGAAGCCAUGGAAGCAGGCACCGAAACCAAGCAAGGAUGAGCUGAGACAAGCUGUCUUCUGUAUAUUGGGUGCUGCAAAUUUUGCCACUAUGACUUUUGGAGAGGUUGUAAAAGCAGUUGACAAGUACUUUGGCAAGGAUUUGUUCAAGAGAAAGCCGCUGGUAAGGGCCUUGAUAGAGGAGGAGCUGUUUAGGCUAGCCAAGGAGGCUGAGAGGAAGGAAGUGGAAGAGGAGGAAGCAAUGGAAGCAAAAAUAAAAGCCGAACAAGCUGCCAAGGACAGCAGCGCAAGGGAUGGAAGAGUUGAAUCAGAGAUAGACAAGGAACAUGAAGUUGAAGCUGAUCCAGACGGUAAAUCUAAGGAUGCUGAAAAGAUUGGUAACAGCAAUAGUAGUGAAGAAGGUGGUAAAAGUGGGAUUUGUGUGAAGACUGGUGAGAAGGGAAACAGCGCCGCUGCCACCGCUGAGAAUUUACAAGAUGGAAAGGCAGAAGUUGACGACACGAGGAAGAAAGGAAACAGUGAUGGUUUUGGCAAGGAUUGCGAGGCUGAAAAGGUUGUGCAGAACGCAAAUGGCGAUGGUGGCAUAGAAAUAUUGGGAGAUGGUAAAGCUGAAACUGCGAAUAAUUGCAGCGGUAACACCAUAGGAGGUUCUGGAGAAAAAGAUGGCGGAUCUGAAGAAGGCAGGGCUGAGAAUGAUGCAGAAAAUGCUGGUGACUGUGAACCUGAAGAAUCUGAAACUAAUGAACCAGAAGCAGAAGCAGAAGCAGAAGAUGUCAAAUCUAAGGAAGCCAGUGGCAAUUAG
This is a messenger RNA of Triticum turgidum subsp. durum (durum wheat), 1680 nucleotides long. The record is from the annotation of a GenBank genome assembly. Lineage: Eukaryota; Viridiplantae; Streptophyta; Magnoliopsida; Poales; Poaceae.